CAAGAUCCUGAGCAAGAUGAUGAUGGUUAUGCAGCCCGAGGGUCUAGGGGCCGGGGAGGGGCCCUUCUCGGGCGGCGGGGGCGGCGAGUACAUGGAACAGGAGGAAGACUGGGACCGUGACUUGCUGUUGGACCCGGCCUGGGAGAAACAGCAGCGGAAAACCUUCACUGCAUGGUGCAACUCACAUCUGCGCAAGGCAGGCACUCAGAUCGAGAACAUUGAAGAGGACUUCCGCAAUGGCCUCAAGCUCAUGCUGCUCCUGGAGGUCAUUUCCGGAGAGAGGCUGCCCAGGCCAGACAAAGGCAAGAUGCGCUUCCACAAAAUCGCCAAUGUCAAUAAGGCCCUGGACUUCAUUGCUAGCAAAGGAGUGAAGCUUGUGUCCAUUGGUGCUGAAGAAAUUGUUGAUGGGAACCUGAAGAUGACCCUGGGCAUGAUUUGGACCAUCAUCCUCCGCUUUGCCAUCCAGGACAUCUCUGUAGAGGAGACCUCAGCCAAAGAAGGCUUGCUUCUCUGGUGUCAGCGGAAAACAGCACCAUACCGCAAUGUCAACGUGCAGAACUUCCAUACCAGCUGGAAGGAUGGCCUGGCCCUCUGUGCUCUCAUCCACCGCCACCGGCCAGACCUCAUUGACUAUGCCAAGCUGCGCAAGGAUGACCCAAUUGGAAACCUGAACACUGCCUUUGAGGUGGCGGAGAAAUACCUGGACAUCCCUAAGAUGCUGGAUGCAGAAGACAUUGUGAACACCCCCAAACCAGAUGAGAAAGCCAUCAUGACCUAUGUCUCCUGCUUCUACCAUGCGUUUGCUGGGGCUGAGCAGGCAGAGACUGCUGCCAACAGGAUCUGCAAAGUGUUGGCUGUGAACCAAGAAAACGAGAAACUGAUGGAGGAGUAUGAGAAAUUAGCCAGUGAGCUGCUGGAGUGGAUCCGCCGCACCGUCCCAUGGCUGGAGAACCGUGCAGGUGAACCCAGCAUGAGUGCAAUGCAGCGCAAGCUGGAAGACUUCCGGGACUAUAGACGCCUGCACAAACCUCCCCGUGUGCAGGAGAAAUGCCAGCUGGAGAUCAACUUCAACACACUGCAGACCAAGCUGCGCCUGAGCCACCGCCCUGCUUUCAUGCCCUCUGAGGGCAAGCUGGUUUCGGACAUAGCCAAUGCAUGGCGGGGACUGGAGCAGGUGGAAAAGGGCUAUGAGGAUUGGCUGCUCUCAGAGAUCAGGCGUCUGCAGCGGCUUCAGCACCUGGCUGAGAAGUUCCAACAGAAGGCUUCCCUGCAUGAAGCUUGGACCCGGGGCAAAGAGGAGAUGCUGAACCAGCAUGACUACGACUCAGCUUCGCUGCAGGAGGUGCGUGCGCUGUUGCGCCGCCACGAGGCCUUUGAGAGCGACCUGGCUGCGCACCAAGACCGGGUGGAGCACAUUGCUGCACUAGCCCAGGAACUCAAUGAGCUGGACUACCAUGAGGCAGCCUCAGUGAAUAGCCGCUGCCAAGCCAUCUGUGACCAGUGGGAUAACUUAGGUACACUGACCCAGAAGAGGAGAGAUGCGCUAGAGAGGAUGGAGAAGCUCCUGGAAACCAUUGACCAGCUGCAGCUGGAGUUUGCUCGGCGGGCAGCACCCUUCAACAAUUGGCUGGAUGGGGCUAUUGAAGACCUGCAGGACGUGUGGCUAGUGCACUCUGUGGAAGAGACUCAGAGCCUGCUAACAGCACAUGAGCAAUUCAAGGCAACAUUGCCAGAGGCUGAUCGAGAGCGAGGGGCCAUCCUGGGUAUCCAAGGAGAGAUCCAGAAGAUCUGCCAAACGUACGGGCUACGGCCAAAGUCCACCAACCCCUACAUCAACCUCAGCUCACAGGACAUCAACACUAAGUGGGACACGGUCCGAAAGCUGGUGCCCAGCCGUGACCAGACUCUGCAGGAGGAACUGGCACGGCAGCAAGUGAAUGAGAGGCUCCGGCGACAGUUUGCAGCCCAGGCCAAUGCCAUAGGACCCUGGAUCCAGGGGAAGGUGGAGGUAAGGGCUUGGAGAGCGGGGCCAACUCAGGGGAUGGGAUUGAGGGCUGGCCCACAGGGAGUUGAGAGCUCUUGUUCUGCCUGGGUACCCCUGCAGGAGGUAGGGCGGCUGGCAGCUGGGUUGGCCGGCUCUCUGGAGGAGCAGAUGGCUGGUCUACGGCAGCAGGAGCAGAACAUCAUCAAUUACAAGAGCAACAUCGACAGGCUGGAGGGUGACCACCAGCUGCUGCAGGAGAGCCUGGUCUUUGACAACAAGCACACAGUCUACAGCAUGGAGCACAUUCGUGUGGGCUGGGAGCAGCUGCUCACCUCCAUUGCCCGCACCAUCAAUGAGGUAGAGAACCAGGUACUGACCAGAGAUGCCAAGGGCCUGAGCCAGGAGCAGCUCAACGAGUUCCGGGCGUCCUUCAACCACUUUGACCGGGUCAGCAGGGUCCAAGUCCUACAGGCUGAGAGGGGAGCUGGUGGGAUUUGGAGAGCAAGCCUGAUACCCUUUUGCCCUCCACAGAAGCGGAAUGGGAUGAUGGAGCCUGAUGACUUCCGAGCUUGCCUCAUCUCCAUGGGUUAUGACCUGGGAGAAGUGGAGUUUGCUCGCAUCAUGACUAUGGUGGACCCGAAUGCAGCUGGGGUUGUGACUUUCCAAGCCUUCAUUGACUUCAUGACCCGAGAGACUGCCGAGACAGACACGGCUGAACAAGUUGUAGCCUCCUUCAAAAUCCUGGCAGGAGACAAGAACUACAUUACCCCAGAUGAGCUGCGGCGAGAGCUCCCAGCUGAGCAGGCUGAGUACUGCAUCCGUCGGAUGGCGCCCUACAAAGGAUCUGGGGCUCCGCCCGGAGCCCUGGACUAUGUGGCUUUCUCCAGUGCCCUCUAUGGAGAGAGUGACCUCUGACAUUCUUAGCAGAGAAGGAAAGAGGGCACUUCCUGUGGCGGAUUCCACUGUCCCUCAGAGCAAGGGCCUCAA
Molecule: messenger RNA, 2971 nt
Organism: Peromyscus californicus insignis
Lineage: Eukaryota; Metazoa; Chordata; Mammalia; Rodentia; Cricetidae
Gene: Actn3
Product: actinin alpha 3
Exons: 19
Coding region: 17-2899 (960 amino acids)
Biological process (GO): muscle cell development; actin cytoskeleton organization
Cellular component (GO): Z disc; plasma membrane; cell projection
Molecular function (GO): actin filament binding
Source: RefSeq, a predicted model, not a curated record